AUGCUGUUUACGCUGGACCCGAGGCCAAGUACUGGUGCCGUGGAUAGCCCUGCUGCCAUAGACGAGUUCACCACGACGGGAAAUACGCUUACGCAACUUCAAAACUUUUUUGAACAUCACACCUUUGACACGCGCGGGCCGUAUUCGGAUCUCUUUUCUGUCUUGCUCUCCUGUUGUAAGCAUCUCGUUGACACGAACCUGCGCCACCACGCAAUUCUCUUGAACCAAAAGCGAGAGGUUACCCGCCUGGCCUCAGAGACAGAGGCACUGUGCGAACUGACUGUACGCUGUCAAGAAGGUGUGCAUAAGCUGAAGUCGUCGUCACUGGAGCCACACUUGAUGCAGCGGAGGGAUCGGUCUCCACUGCGGUCGGACGUCGUGUCCCAACAUGUACCUCACGAAAUGGGUGGGGAAGUCAUUUGGGAUCGGCUGGAAGAGUUUGACAGGCAUCUCCACGAAACGCAGAUGUCCGUGGUUGCGUUGCGCCGUCGACAGGAAGAAGUUGAGGAACGUCUAUAUAAAGAGCACCAUUGGAAAGAGGAAGAAGCAGAGCAAAUUCAGAAGUUAGAGGAAAGUAUCGACGUGCUAAGGCGUGGUGCCUCAGCGCGUGCCGACUACGUUGACGGGGAAAUUUCAACGAUGAGGAAACAUGUGGCUGCUGCCACUUCUGUCACCUCCCACGUAGAGCGAGUCUCUGCAAUGACGCAGUACACCGACAUGAAAGUGGAGGCGUUAAGAAGUGAGUUGUGUCUGGCUCUGCGAGAAAUGAUUUUGGAGGACCACGUCGGUGGGCCAAAAUCACCUGUUAGUCAACUAUCCAAAGACGGCGUAGCUGGCGCGGUGCCAAACGUCACAGAAGGGACUGACGGCAACGUAGGCGAAGAUUGCAUGCGACGGGAUGACAUUGCCGUUGGUCUGCGACGGCUUGCGUCAAUAAGAUCAAGGUCAAUUGCCAUCCAAAUGGAGCAAUUGGAAAACCGAAUAGAUGCACUUGAGGUGUAUGCACCACACCACUUUGCUAUGGCUGCGCGUCCUCCUUUGCUGGGAGUUGAGCUGCGCGAUGAGAAGGGCAUUGGAAUUUGCAUAGAUAAGGUUUUUCGCAAUUUUGGUGGUGAAGCUGCUGGAAUGAUGCCAGGAGAUGUUGUGGUUGCCGUAAAUGGUCAAGCGGUUUUGACGCGGGCAGAAAUGUAUGCCGCCAUGACGGAGCUGGUGCGAGAGCAUCACUCUAGAUGUCGUCUUUUGGAGCAACUGUGCUUCAAACAGCAUGUCAAGCAAGAGAAGAAGGCUGGUGCUCUUAUGAAUAGACAUCAAUAUUCCAAUUUCCCCGUUGGAAGUGAAGCGGCGACAACAACGCCUGGCCUUGACAGUGACUGGGAACUGCCAAAAUUGGAACUGAGGUUUCAUCUGAAGCGCGGUGGCCUCCUGCGCGAGGUGGCACUCAAUGUUGAGGCCGACAAUGACAGUAUCUAA
Trypanosoma rangeli is the source of this 1470-nucleotide messenger RNA. RefSeq lists its product as uncharacterized. The transcript has a single exon. NCBI's taxonomy places the organism in Eukaryota, Euglenozoa, Kinetoplastea, Trypanosomatida, Trypanosomatidae. The record is from RefSeq and is a predicted model, not a curated record. Bases 1 to 1470 code for a protein of 489 amino acids. Gene Ontology annotation, molecular function: protein binding.